Messenger RNA from Betta splendens (Siamese fighting fish), 2202 nucleotides. RefSeq names its product 5-hydroxytryptamine receptor 3A-like. The record is from RefSeq and is a predicted model, not a curated record. Lineage: Eukaryota; Metazoa; Chordata; Actinopteri; Anabantiformes; Osphronemidae. Gene Ontology annotation, molecular function: transmembrane signaling receptor activity; neurotransmitter receptor activity; extracellular ligand-gated monoatomic ion channel activity. Gene Ontology annotation, biological process: signal transduction; regulation of membrane potential; nervous system process. Bases 302 to 1693 code for a protein of 463 amino acids. Gene Ontology annotation, cellular component: membrane; synapse; neuron projection. The transcript has 10 exons.
GAGUUGUGUUCUGUCACACUAUAUAAAGCAUCUUCCGUGUUACUGAUACUGUUUUUUUGCCUCUAUAAUUACUGUAAUUACCUUCACUGGUCAAUACAGUUGGUCGUCUGUCCAUUAGGAGCCUUCCUCCUCUUCGACCACUAGCAGAUAAUGGAAUCUCUGCAGUGGGCGUGACCACAGCGUGUGGACGGACGCUUGACUAAUGAGACGCCUAUAAAAAGGCCAAAUAUGAAGGUUGUGUGUCUCAUCUGGCUCCACAUCAUCCCUGAGAGCAGAGGCUCCACUGACUGAGGCAGCGGCCAUGAUGCUCGCUGUCUUCCUCCUCCUCCUCUUCCUCACUGCUAAGUCUGGACAGUGUUCAGACGUGGUCCAGGCUCAGGAUUCCUGCAGCUAUCAGGACGUUUUAAACUACCUGAACCUGAGCAGCAGCAAUGAGCUGUACUUCAUGACCCGACCCGUCAGAAACUACAAGCAGCCCACCUUCGUCUACCUGGAGGUGCUGCUCUACGCCAUCCUGGACGUGGUGGAGAAGGACCAAAGGUUCAUUCCUUACGUCUGGACCGUCAUGAGGUGGAACAAUGAUUACAUUUCCUGGGAUCCAAAUAAUUUUUGUGGCAUUGACAACGUUUCUCUUCCCACUGAGAGUCUGUGGAAACCAGAUCUCACCAUUAUAGAAAUGACAGAAAAAGACAAAGCUCCUCCGAGCCCCUAUCUCACCAUCAACAAUAACGGAGACGUCGAAGUCCAGAACGACCAGGUUCUGGUCAGCACCUGCCGGAUGCACACCUUCAACUUCCCCUUCGACAUCCAGAACUGUGACCUCACGUUCAAGUCGGUCAUUCACACGGCCAAGGAGCUCCGGCUUCAGCCCUUGGACAACUCCAGCGAGGCCACCGAGUGGUCGCGAGGGCUGAUGCGAACGCAGUACGAGUGGCUGUUCAUGAACAUGACCGUCACCGCCAACAACGCCACGGACCCGCUGGGCCAGGACACCAUCGUCUACACUAUCACCAUGAGGAGGAGGUCCGUCCUCUACAUCGUCAACUUCCUGGUUCCUGUCCUCUUCUUCCUGUGUCUGGAUUUGGCCUCCUUCCUCAUCUCAGACCGUGGGGGUGAGAAGCUCAGCUUCAAGGUCACCGUGCUUCUCGCGAUCACGGUUUUACAGCUGAUCCUUAACGAGAUCCUGCCUGCGUCGUCAGACCGGGUCCCGCUCAUAGCCGUCUACUGCAUUGGGGUUUUCGCGCUGAUGUUGCUCAGCCUCCUGGAGACGAUCCUGGUGAUGUAUCUGAUGGAGCAGGACAGCGCGUCAGAAUCCAGCGAGGCCGAUAAAGACUCAAGUGAUGAGGGCAAAGUGAACUUCCACAGCUGCCACAUAGAUUUGCACCGAUGGUGUGCGUGUGGCUGUGACGCCUCCGCCGCUCAAACUCCAUGUGAACCGGCGCCGGAGGCCCGGGAGGGCGACGGCGCCAAACUGGUGGAGGACUUCCACAGCCUGGAGAAGCUGUCGGACGAGCUGAGGAAGGUGGAGAAAACGCUGACUCUGCUCAUCAACAGCAGGAAGGACGAGGAGAAGCCCGGGUACUGGACCCACGUGGCCAUAAGGAUCAACAAAGUCUUCUUCAUUGUCUAUAUUACAAUAAUUGGCAUGUUUUUAGUUGUUAUGUUUUUAAAAUGGAGCAACGCACAAGAAUGAUCAGUUAUAAAAGAUACAAAAUUGACACAGAGUGUAAUAAUGACUUACCACAAUCUGCCCAACAAACAACUCAUUGGAAGCAGAGGUCACAUUAGGCUGCAGAUCCAGGGCUCUUUCUAACCACUUGUUCCUUAAGUGCUCAGCUGUUGGUUUCUCGAGCACUUAACUGUGGUUUUAUGUUUCCAGAAGGACUCCGAACAUAAAAUCAUGCACUGAUCAUAAAAGCCUCGUUUUCCCACAUUAGCUGUUAGCGAAGCGGAUGAGGUUCUGCUCAUUAAGUUGUUCAGACAAACAGUUUUCUCUGUGUCUCCAGCCGCUGAUUGCAUGUUUUAUGUAUCGUUUAUGUCUAAAACCCUGUAAAUAUAUGUGUAUCACACCUGCUGUCACAGGUCAUUUCAUUCCACAUUUUGUGAUCUUACUCUACAUGUGUGUGCAGAUGUGACAUGUUGGUAACUCUGAAUUAUGCCUAUUUAUUACUGUCGUUUUACUGAUGUUGUGUAAUAAAACAA